This is a messenger RNA of Peronospora matthiolae, 477 nucleotides long. Lineage: Eukaryota; Oomycota; Peronosporomycetes; Peronosporales; Peronosporaceae. The record is from the annotation of a GenBank genome assembly.
AUGGCAGUGAUCCGUCUAGCCAUGGAAGAUUCCCAGAUACCGUUGGUCCGGUCGGAAAGUGGUGCAUGCGACACAUGGUCAAGGUUGGAAGACCACUUCGAGAAGAAGAGUCUUGCCAACAAGCUGUUCUUGCGCCGUCGCUUCUUCACGACGAUGAUAGAAGAAAGCGACGAUGUGCUCGAACAAAUUGUAAAGCUCAAGACGUUGGCGGAACAGCUAGAAGCGGUGGGGGCUCCGGUCUGCGAGGACAAUCUGGUGAUCACUCUUCUCGGCAGUCUGAGUGACUCGUAUCAAUUCUUGAUCACAUCUUUGGAGUCGCGCUCAGACACUCUUAGCUGGGAGCUCGUGACGUCUCGACUGCUUCAUGAAGAAAUGAAGCGGAAGGAGCAAGGAAGUAAAGGUGAUGAAGCUUCACAAGGUCAAGCGUUCAUCACAAGGGACAAGCAGCGCAAAGGGCGACCAGUGAAGAAGUCCUGA